Molecule: messenger RNA, 616 nt
Organism: Toxoplasma gondii ME49
Lineage: Eukaryota; Apicomplexa; Conoidasida; Eucoccidiorida; Sarcocystidae
Exons: 1
Coding region: 1-495 (164 amino acids)
Source: RefSeq, a predicted model, not a curated record
AUGCAGACAGGAAGACAAGAAGAGGGUAGAGGAGAAUUCGAGAGACAAGACGGGCAGAAGGUUCAGCCAGAGGAAGAUCCGGUGCAGAAGGACAGCACGGGAGCGGACAGCAGGCGGAGAAGUCGCGCGGGCGUGGAGACCGGAGGUCGCACAGGCGCCGCCGAUAUGGGGGAAAGCAGUUGGGGCGUGGUUCGCCGAAUGAGAGGCGGAAAGAGGAACUGUAAACGACACUCGAAGUGGGGAACGACGAAGGUUUCAGGGCCGAAGCGCUGCAGAGAAGAAAUGCGAAGCGAGAACCGGCGCGGGGGAGGGCCAGCAAAUCACGGCUUGCUCAAAGACGGAGACACAGACGCAACCAUCGACGAGUGUGGGGGGUGCCGUGAAGCAGAAACAAAAAAGGAGAAAAAGGUGGGAGUUUUCUCUGACAGAUCAACGGACAAACCGAUUAGCGCUGAGCGACGGUUUCCCCAAAGGUCUUCGCCGCAGACCGCAUGACUCUGUGCUGCGGGCUCGUCGAUGCGCGCAAAACGCAUGCACGGGGAGGGGUACUUCCGAGGGACAACCGACGGGACCUGCGGACGUCUUUGAUUUGAAACAGCUCUGGAGACGAAAACAG